ACCAUUGUCUAACAAAGACAUGUUAUCACCAAAGCUCCACUAUGGUGAAAAAUACCUGCAUGCGAUGGAAACUUCCAUUCAUCUGCUUCUUGUUUGAGAUUGCUAUGAUAGUUCUGUUUGGAGUUUUUGUACGGUAUGAUAUUGAAGCUGAUCCCCACUGGGCAGAAUACAAGGAACUUCAAGGCAUCGCCAGUGACAAUGAAAAUGAGUAUUACUAUAGGUACCCAAGUUUUCAGGAUGUCCAUGUCAUGAUCUUUGUUGGCUUCGGCUUCCUCAUGACUUUCCUGAAGCUUUAUGGCUUUGGCAGUGUCGGGUUCAACUUCUUGCUGGCAGCAUUUGGAAUACAAUGGGCUCUUCUUAUGCAGGGAUGGUUCCACUCGUUUGAAGGUGGCAAGAUUUACAUCAGCGUAACGAGCCUAAUCAAUGCUGACUUCUGUGUGGCAUCUGUAUGUAUCGCAUUUGGAGGAGUUCUGGGCAAAGUAAGCCCUGUGCAAGUGAUGUUAAUGACUCUCUUUCAAGUGACCCUCUUCGCUGUGAAUGAAUACAUUCUUCUGAAUAAGCUUCAUGUCAUUGAUGCUGGAGGUUCUAUGACAAUCCACACAUUUGGGGCAUAUUUUGGACUAACAGUUUCUUGGAUCUUAAAGCGUCCACAUCUUAGUCAAAAUAACAACAAGGAAGGAUCAGAGUAUCACUCUGAUCUGUUUGCUAUGAUCGGAACCCUAUUUCUUUGGAUGUAUUGGCCCAGCUUUAAUUCAGCUGUAUCGCAUCAUGGAGAUGCCCAGCAUAGGGCUGCCAUUAACACAUAUUGUUCUUUGGCUGCCUGUGUUUUGACAACUGUUGCUGUUUCCAGCUUGGUAAACAAAAAGGGUAAAUUAGAAAUGGUGCACAUUCAGAAUGCAACCUUGGCCGGAGGUGUAGCAGUUGGAACAGCAGCAGAAAUGGUUCUGACAACGUACGGAUCUUUGAUAGUUGGUUUCAUAUGUGGAAUAGUUUCUACUCUGGGAUAUGCAUAUCUUUCACCCCUUUUAUCAUCCAAACUUCUACUACAAGACACGUGUGGAAUCCACAAUCUGCAUGGGAUGCCAGGAAUAAUUGGAGGGAUUGUAGGAGCAGUAACGGCAGCAGCGGCUUCCCCCAGUGUUUACACAGUUGAAGGAUUGAUAGCUCUGUUUGAUUGGACAGGAGAAUAUGCAGAUAGAACUCCCAGCAUACAAGGAGGAUAUCAGGCUGCCGGUAUCUUUGUGUCCUUGGCGUUUGCCUUUGUGGGAGGUACUCUAGUCGGACUCUUCCUGAAGUUGCCAAUUUGGGGGGAGCCAGCUGAUGAGAACUGCUUUGAUGAUUCUGUGUACUGGGAGGUUCCUGGAGAAGAUACUGAUGACUUGGAAGUUGGCAAACAUUAUGUCACUCAUUCACCUGAAGUGAUUAAUAAAAACUGAUACAUUUGUUAAUCUCAUGGAGUAUCAUAUCAUCAAAUAUGUAAAUUGUGUAUUGUUUUUUCACCAACUUUUUAAUGUGGUUCUUUUGACAUUUUGUUUGUCAAAAAAUUGCUUUGUUUUAGAAAAUUGACUUGUUACUUGUCACUUCUCUUAAAUAAAUUUUAAAAAAAUC
This is a messenger RNA of Bufo gargarizans (Asiatic toad), 1608 nucleotides long. It is a transcript of the gene RHCG, whose product is annotated as Rh family C glycoprotein. Gene Ontology annotation, biological process: ammonium transmembrane transport; ammonium homeostasis. The record is from RefSeq and is a predicted model, not a curated record. Gene Ontology annotation, cellular component: plasma membrane; apical plasma membrane; basolateral plasma membrane. Gene Ontology annotation, molecular function: ammonium channel activity. NCBI's taxonomy places the organism in Eukaryota, Metazoa, Chordata, Amphibia, Anura, Bufonidae.